Dreissena polymorpha is the source of this 2181-nucleotide messenger RNA. Its product is annotated as nuclear pore complex protein Nup93-like. Gene Ontology annotation, molecular function: structural constituent of nuclear pore. The record is from RefSeq and is a predicted model, not a curated record. Gene Ontology annotation, cellular component: nuclear pore. NCBI's taxonomy places the organism in Eukaryota, Metazoa, Mollusca, Bivalvia, Myida, Dreissenidae. Gene Ontology annotation, biological process: poly(A)+ mRNA export from nucleus; protein import into nucleus.
UGGGAACCAGUACACUUCACGAUUAAUCGUGCGCUUAUAUAUUCUGAAGAUCAUAAGCGUUUGAGAGACAAGUAUCGACACGUGAAAAUGAACGACCCAAACGAUUUCUCAGACCUGCAGCAGCAGGCUCUUCAGUUGACAGCAGACAUGGACACCGGCACAGACCUCCCAAGAGUAGAGCGUAAUCUCACCCAGAUUCUUGAAGCCGGGCAGAGGCUACUGGCCAAGGUUGGACCCAUCAGUCAGGACAACACGGACGUGAAGGCGUCAAUCUUACUUGGUUCCAAAGGAUAUGAUGUUCCGAAGAUUUCACAAAAGCUGGAGGGUCUCAGUGCAGCCAAGACUUUUGAACCGCUUGAGCCAGUCAGAGACACUGACAUACAGGGAUUUUUGAAAAACGAACGAGAGAAUGCGUUGUUGGCAGUCAUUGAGCAGACACGUCAGAAUACAUUUUCGGAGGCAGACAGACGCCACUGGGAUUGCAUGGAAAAUGAGUGGGAACGGGAAAAGCAGAAGAUUUUGAACGCACUACUGGGCUCUGGACAUGAUACCAUUGACCUCCAGCCAGAAACAGAUAGUUUUCUCAUGGACUCUGUGUCUAUGCAAGGUCGCAGUGCUCUGGGCAACAUUGAGAUAGCCUACGCAAGACAGGUGUAUGAAUACAACGAGCAGGUGAUCAACUCUGCCUAUGUGAAACACCUUUCAGACAUGUUUGUGGAGGUUGCAAAAACAUUUGAUAACAAGCAAGUGAGUGAGUUGUGGGAGAUGGUACGCUGUAUGAUGGACUGCCCUUGCCCCAGCGGGCAGUCCCUGAGACAGAACAAGAACACCCAGAAAGCCUUUGUGAGAAAUGCGCGCUCAUAUCUCGAGCAGUCCUACAAAAAGUUUAUCACAGCUCAGAUCUCAGGGAACCUGCAGCAGGCUCAGCUAGGUGGUGUGCCAGGCACGUGUAACCUCGUACGCAGCUACCUUAACAUCCGCCAGGCCACCCUGCCCAGGGGACUCGAGGUACAUAUCCAUAGCAAUAGACUGAACAUGUGGAGGGGUGUAAUUUAUUCUCAGUUACACUUUGAAGGGUGUGAUUUCCCCUCUUUUACACAUAAUUCUGAUUUCUUCUUUACACAUGGAGGGGACGGGUUGGUUCAACAGUUUGAUAACGUUGUUGUUUGUUGUCAUGACGGACUGGUCUACCUGUUUGUUAUGUUGCCAGGGGGGGUGGUGGAAGGUCACCCUACAUGGGCCAUGAUCUACUACUGUCUGCGCUGUGGGGACCUCAAUGCAGCACAGGCUGUUGUCAAGAAGGCAGGCCACCAGCUGGGCGACUUCCCCCAGUUCCUACAGGAGUACGUUGCCAACUCAGACCACAGACUGAGCCCAGGCAAUGAGACCAGACUUCAGCUGCAGUACCGCAGGGUGGUCAAGCAGUGUCCAGACCCUUACAAGAGGUACCAGUCAUGGCGGUUAUACUGUAUCGUGGGCCAGUGUGACUACAUGGAGGACCAUGCUGACAUUGCUGAUAAGAUUGACGACUACCUCUGGGUGAAGCUGUGCCAGAUACAGUUUGAUGCUGAUGAGCGGACAGAGACACUCACAUUGCAAAAACUGCAGACCCUGCUUUAUGAGGAAUAUGGUGAAAGCCACUUCAAUGGCUACCAGCAGCCGUUCCUGUAUUUCCAAGUUCUCAUUCUCACAGCCCAGUUUGAGGCGGCCAUUGAGUUCCUGUCACGUAUCGAGCGCUUGCGUUGCCAUGCCGUUCACGUGGCUAUCGUUCUGUUUACCACUAACCUGCUGCAGUGCUCACAGUCCACACAGGCUCAGCUGUUGAGUAAGGACCCAAACGAUCCAAGCCCCCAGCGGCGUCUGAACUUUGCACGCCUGAUCAUGAUGUACACUCGCAAAUUUGAGGAGACUGAUCCACAGGAGGCAGCACAGUACUUCUACUUCCUCAGGGAUCUAAAGACUGCUCAGAAUGAGAUUUUUUUGACGUGCGUCAGUGAGCUGGUACAGGAAACCAAGGAGUAUGAGAUGCUCUUAGGCAAACUGAUGAAGGAUGGCACCAGAAAGCCUGGUGCGAUAGACAAGUUCCAGGUGGACACCCGUCGUAUACUUGACAAGGUCGCCAGGGAUACGGAGAGCAAAGGAGCCUUUGAGGAUGCAGUCAAGCUGUAUGACCUCAGCAAG